UUCCGGUGUGGAGAAGGCGUCCGGCAAGUUAGUUGUUUUGAGAGAGUCCCUGGGCUGCUUGGCGUCGGCGCCGUAGGGCGAACGCCGGAGCACGGCGUCUUCGUGAAUACCAGCGAUGUCGUAUAAACGGGGUGGCUCGGGGACCGUCUGUCAAUCAUCGACGCUCUCGCCGGCGUUAAUACAAGUCGCUGCCGCCUGAGAGGGAGCGGAUCCCGGCACAUGGCGCGGUGUGGGGGGGACGCUGUCUCGAAAGGCACCAGCUGGGCCCCGGCGGCAGCAGGCGGCGGGAGGGGGGCGUGGGAGCGGCAGAGGCUGAAGGAGACGGUGGCUGAGCAGCUCCGUCAGGAUCUCGGCAGGCUUCUUAAAGAAGAAAUACAUGCAGAUGUCACUUUUUGUGUUGGUCAUACUCUAUUCAGAGCACAUAAAGCAGUGCUUUUAGCAAGAGUUCCAGACUUCUUCUUACACAGUACCGGAAAACAAUUAAGUAAUCUGAAAGACCAUGAAACUUUUAAUUUGGAGAACUUCGAACCAUCGGAAUUUAAAACAUUUCUGCAGGUUGUAUAUUCGUCGGAUAAAAACAUUAGGGAAAUCGAGGAAGAGACUCUGAGGAAAAGAGUACUGGAGCCCAGACAAACACAGGAAAAUGAAAGCCUUACAUCUGGUAGUCUUCAGAACACUCAAAUAUCAGGUGUAAAAUGCAUUGGAAGUGAUAAAAGAACUUCUGUUAAUCAGCAUUUUCUGGAAGGAGCCAUAGAAAGAGAAGUUGUUUGUUCACCUAAUACUGAAGAUGAAAUUCUAGAAGCCAAUGAUGCUGAAGGCAAUGUAACUAAUCCAGGUAAUUCUGAACUAGAAACCGCAUCUGGGUUAGGAGAAGACUUAAUGAUGCUCUACAAGAAAUGUUGUUGUCCAGAUAUUAAUAUUUGGAUAGAAGGCAACCAGUUUCAGGCUCACAGGGCCAUUUUAUGUGCCAGAUCUAGUUACUUUGCUGCUAUGCUGAGUGGAAGUUGGGCUGAAAGCUCCCAAGAGCACAUCACUCUUCAAGGCAUAAACCAAGUAGAAAUGAAUGUCAUAUUGUAUUUUAUAUAUGGAGGAAUGCUGGACUUCCCAAACAAAGCUGAUGCUAGUCGAAUACUCAGCGUUGCUGAUAUGUAUGGGCUAGACGGACUGAAAGAAGUAGCUAUCUAUAUUCUCAAAAGAGACUACUGCAAUUUUUUUCAAAAGCCUAUUCCUGGAAGGCAGCAACAUGUGCUAGAAUGCCUGGCUAUUGCUCAUUUAAUGGAAGUUGAGAAUCUUUAUGCUGCUUGCAUGAAAUGGAUAGGAAAACAUUUUGUGAAGUGUUGGUCAGAGAGGAGCUUUGCCAGUUUACCCACUGAGCUUCAGAACAACUGUCUUACUGUGAUGAUUCAGUCUUUGAACCACAAGAAUGCAGCUUCUCUGUUGAUGGAAAGUGACUGGCUGCUCAGUAGUCUUCCCCAAGUGAAAUGGUCUGAAACGGCUCUGGCCUUGGCAUCUAGGCUUCAAGAAGAAUGCAUAACAUUUAUUGUAACAAACUUCCCUCAUAUAAUAGAGAGUGAAAGUUUUCAUAUUUUCUUGCAGGCACAGGCAAUGAGCAGCAAACCUGAUCUUCUAGAACAAGUUUUAAAAGCAAUUGAGAAAAACAUUAGCAUUGAAAACAGUUGCUUUCUUCUUAUAGCUGUGAAUACUUUGCUGAGCUCCACAAAUGUGACGGAAAUGGGUUUUACGUGCAAGAUCCAGGCUCUGCGUGAUAAGCUGUGGAUCUUCCUGGUUCAGUCUUUUUAUGCUGUUCGUCACACAGAAAGCUGGAAGCUGAUGAGACCAGAUCAUCAAGAGAAAAUACAAGCAGCUGCUUUUGACAAAGGGGAUGAUCGAAGACUUGGCAAAAAACCUGUAUUCACUAGUUCUCAGCUAAACAGACGCAUUACUGACUCUGUUGAUAUAAGGCACACUUCCUGGAAAGUAAACAGCAAGAGAGAUUAUUGGGGCGAUUCCUUCACUAAUCAGGAUAAAAUGAAAUCUGAUGGAUUAGGAGCAUCUGGACAUACAUCAAGUACUAACAGGAACACUGCUAAUAAGACUUCAAAACAUGAUGACUUGAAGGGAAAAGAUAGUAAGAAAACAGUUUCCAAGAUUACAAAAGAUUCAAAAACUGGGGAAAAAGUUGCUUCACCAAAGGCUAGAGCUGUCAUAAAGCCAAAAACAGAAAGCAAUGGAAAUGCUAAGGCUGAAAGCUUGAUUACCAAACAAGAUUCAGAGAGGUCAUCUUCAAGUGGGCAAAAAAAUUCAGGAAGUGGAAAAGGAGUAAAAAAUCAGGAAGGAAAAAGUUCAGGUGCCAGACCUAAAGUACUUACUGGAAGCCCAAGUGUGCAAAUCAAAACAAAGCCAUUGAAGAAAACCACAGGGAAAGAAUCACCCUCUCUGGUAACAGAGACAGGAACUUUCAGCAAGUCAGCAAACUCAAGUACAGAUUUACAGAUUUCCAAUGAACAACUAGAUGAACCCAAAGAGGAUAAACCAGUAGAUGAAGGAAAAAAACAUACUGCAGUGAAAACAAAGUCUGCUUUGAAGAUGACUAAUGGAGCCACCAACAAAAAAGCUAAUGAACUUGAGACUAACAUUACAACAAAUAGUGUGACAAAGAAAUCCACUGGAAAAGGAUACAGUGAACAAAAUCAACAAACUGUUUUGAAGAAUAAGGGAAAUGUGAGUGGCAAUUCUACAUCUCAGAAGAAGACAAAGAAUGCACCAGCUAAUGUUGCUAAAAACGAAGGACCACAAGGAGACUCACAAAAUUCAUUAAGAUCUGGAAUGUUUCCGAAACAAGAUGAAGAAAAAAACAUGAUGCAAAAUUUGUCUCAGACAACACUUUCAGAAAAACAACCUUCAUCUAAGAAAAAGAGUAUUAAACAGUCACAAACAUCUGCAGUUAAAGCCACUGCAAAAAUAAUAGGAACACCCAAAAAUCAGACCCAUUCGAAGAAAGGUGAGACUAUAAACAGUAAAGACCCAAAACAGAAAAUAGUUACUGGGCAGCCUAUAUCAAAAGCUCAAUCUUCAACACAAAGACAUUCAAGAAGUGAAUCUCCUGUUGUCCAGAAAAACAUGCAUAGUCCUGAACAGAAAAGUUCAGAACAGAAACUUGAACAACACACUGCUGCUGCUUUUGCAAUUCAGCCACACGACAAUAACAAAUGCAGCCCUGCAAAACAAAGUAAGUGUGAAAAAUCUAUGAUAGAGUGUAGCAGAGGAGACCUGCUCAUGGCAUCAUGGCAACCUGAUCCAAGAAAAUUAUUGGAUCCUCUUGAAAAUGGGGAAUACAAAGUAGAAACCAAACCUUUUUGUACUCAAGUUAGAGGACAAAAUGUUCCUAAGCUGAAUAUUUCAAUGCAAAAUGAAAUGGAAUCAAAACAGGUUUGUGAAGAUGAAAUUGAAUAUCUGGUAGAUAAAAACAAAGAUGAUGAUAGUACAACUGAAUUUAAUUGUUAUACAGAGCCUAGUAGAAAUGCAUACUCAGUCAUUUGCAAGAAUACUGGCCAAAAACUCCCUAGUUCCGUUUCAGAAGAAAGAUUGAAAAAGUGCAAAACUGUUUGUGAUUCAGCUCAGAAAUACUUGGGAUAUUCAGGAAACAGCAAAGUACAUUUAAGACAAGCAAUAGAAGACUGUGCAGAACAAAAUGAAACCUUAAACACUGAAAUGGGCAUUAAUUAUGGAGAAGAUCACUUUCCCAGCUUUUCUAAGGUAACAAAUGCCUCUAAUUCAGAACAAGAUGAAAGAAAAUCCUCUAAGACUCAUGUAAAGGGAUUUGCAAAGGCUGGUCAAUUGUCUGAUAAAUCAGCCUUGACCGAAUACAGGUCUGCUACAGUAGACUCAGAUGCUGCUUCAAAAUGUUUCACAGGACAGGUUACAGAAAAAUGUUCACCUAAAGAUAUGGAUACUACAGAAACACCAGAAAGCCAUGAAAAUUCAGAAAUUCCCUUUGUGGAUCGUUGGAAUUUGAGUACAGGUGUGUUGGAUCCAAAAGAGAGUCCUGAAUCUGAUACCGGCAGUGCAACAACAUCUUCUGAUGAUAUCAAACCAAGAUCAGAAGACUAUGAUGCUGGAGGCUCUCAGGAUGAUGAAGGAUCAAAUGAGAGAGGGAUUUCUAAAUGUAGCACUAUGUUGUGCCAUGAUUUUCUUGGAAGAAGCAGCAGUGAUACAAGUACGCCUGAAGAACUAAAGAUCUAUGACAGUAGUCUAAGAAUAGAAGUGAAAAUGAAAAAAGAGGGUUCAGAUCUUUUCCGUGUUAAUUCAACAAGUGAUGAUGAGAUACCAAGAAAAAGAUCUGAAGUGUGGUCACAUCAAGGUGUAUUAAGGUUCAAUACUAAGGAAAACGAAAACACUACUUUUGGCAGUGCACAGUUUACUCAGGAAGUGGACCAAGUUUCCUCUUCUGCAGAUGAAACGGAAGAUGAAAGAUCUGAAGCAGAAAAUGUAACAGAAACCUUUCCUCCAUCUGACCCUCCUACUCAGCCAUUCCAAGGAAUUGUUAAUUUAGCUUUUGAAGAUGCAACAGAGAAUGAUAUUGAAAGUCAAGAGUUUUCUACAACUAAAAAUUUUAAGCGAUCUGUUUUACUUUCAGUAGACGAAUGUGAAGAGUUGGGAUCUGAUGACGGAGACGCUCACGCUCCCCUUCAGCAUUCCAUAGAUUCCCCUACUCCUUCUGAUGUUUUUGAUAGUGUAUCUCAGGAGCAUGAUGGAAAAACUUAUUGUUCAAGGUAUUCAUUGGAGACUGAAGAUGGAUUCCUGGAAUGCAAACAGCAAGAAAAGGAUAGACGUGAGAGAUUAGAUAAAAGUGAGCACUUUUUUUUAGAUCUUCAUAACACAGAAAUCAAAGGAAAAGAUAAUCAGGGUGCUUCGGUCACAGAACAAAAUUGCCCAGAGAAAGCACUCUCAGUAGCAGAUAGUCAGUGUUCAAUACAAGAGCAAAAGGUAAAUAGUAAGAAUGAAGAGAUUAACGAAAUUCAGCAGUGCAAUAAACUUUCAGACAAUGACACAAAGUCUCAGGAAAGACCAUGUCAUCUGGACCUUCAUCAAAGAGAUACUAACUGUGACAUGCAAAAGAACAGCUCUGCAAAACCUGUAAAACCCUGUAAGAGUCAGUUACUGACUCAGGAAGGUCAAGUGAGAGAGUGUCAACAAGCACCUACUGAAUACACUAAUACUGAUUUACCUGCAGUUAUUGUAGUGAAUUAGAAAUUCCAUGUGCAUUGUUUGUUUACAUAACUUGUCUUUUCUGUAUCAGAAAUUUUCUAAUUAUGAAAGUUUAUUGUUAAUUACCAGUGGUGAUUGCUGCUCUAACUUAAUCUGUAAACCAGAAUUCGUUUGUUUGGUUGGUUGGUUGGUUUUUUACACAGAAAAUAAAUGCCUACAUUUUGUCAAUUUUGUAUAAAUUUACAUUUUUUCUUACUUGUUGGAUUGUUUCUGGUGCAAUGAGUUAAAUUUUGCUCUACAAAGCCCUGAAGGGGGAACAUGUGCAAUUUUUACAUUGUGUAGUAUUAUGAAUUAUUGCAGGAGACAUAGAUGAUUAUGACGUAUUGGCACAAACCUGCAUGUAUGAGCAUCGACCUUCAAAAACCCUUUCUCCAAUAUAUGAGAUGGAUGUUGGAGAAGCUACUGAGCAGAGGAUGGAGUCAGAAAGGGACAUUCUAGAUGUGGAUUUUGAAGAUCAGCAAUUUGCAGAACGGGACUGGACUCUUCUCAGGCAAUUGUUAUCUGAGCAGGACUCAAACAUUGAUUUCAAAAACUCUGUUCCCGAAGACCUUAACUUAGCACAAUAUCUUAUCAAUCAGACACUACUUCUGGCACGAGAUGGUUCAAAGCCUCAGGGUAAAUCACACGUUGAUACUUUCAGUAGAUGGACUGAAUUAAUAUCACCACUGGAUGAUUCUUCAGCAAGCAUAACAGUGGCAAGCUUUUCCUCUGAAGAUUGUUCUUCUCCUCAAGGGGAGUGGACAAUUCUUGAACUGGAAACCCAUCAUUAAAGUGAUCAAGUGUUUGAAAAUGGACUCCAACCCCUACCCCAAAUCUGUUUUUUGAUGCAUUGUUUCCAUACAAUAAUGAAAUACUGCAUCAGUUAAGAACAGCCAAUUCUUGAUACUGAGGCAAUCUUUCCAAUAUAUUGAGGUAAAUACUGGUAAUUUAUAACCUAGCUUUAGUCACAAAUAGAAUAAUUUUUCAAAGCUGAAAUAGAUGUUUUUCUAAAAUCAACUUUGAGCAUGUAUUUUCUGGAAUUGUUAGAAAAAUUAGAUGACUUGCAAGAAAAAUCUUGGUUUAAACUCCAUCUUCUAUCCUCUUCCUGUCAUUUGUUAAUAUAUUCUUUAUUGAGCAUGGAUUUUAACAUCUGACUGCAUAAGUAGCGCCAUUCUUUUCCUUUUUGCUCUUCAUACAGUGACUUGGUGAUUUUUCAACAAUAAAAGAUUGAGCAGUUGUGUUGAAAGGUGUUGUGUUCCAACAGUACUUUAAAUAUUAGAAAUUUAUACUUGCAUUUACAGAAUGUAAAAAGUUUUGGACUCUAUUUACAUAAGCCGCUUGUUCAGUUUGUUUCCACCAGAUUGAUUUUGUAUAUUUUUUGUUUGUUUUGAACAUUUUCAAUAAUUGUUUUUAAAUUGUCAUUUAUUUAAAUACAAGACUACAGAGGUACUGUAAGAAUGGUACAGUUCCUCUCUUGGGAACACAAAUACAUCCCCUUUAGUAAAUAAUGGUAUGGUGUAUGAAUCAGAAUGCUAAGCCUGUUCUAAAAUACUGUGUCUAACAGCUCAAAAAGUAGAUUCAGUCUGAAGCUUUAGCAGUGGCUCUCUUGCCUUCUUCAUUUUAAAAGUCCAUGUUUGAAGUGGAAUUUUAGUUGUGCUACAACUCAAGACACUUUUGUGCCCCUCCCCUACUGUUUAAGUCAUAACUAGUUUAUUGGGGUUUUCAAAAUCUUUGUAUCUUUGUGAGAGUAUUAGGGGUUUUGCUGUCUCUUUUUAAUCUUUUUAAUCUCAUAAUUUCUAUAAAAAUUUCCUUCUGGAGGCCCAGUGUCUCAUCCUCUUGAUUAAGGAGAACCGAGAAGGAAAUGCUUCUUACCAUGUCUGCUCUGCUCAUUCUGCUGUUAAAGAAGAUGGCAGUUAAAUGACAUGAGCAGGGGUUUUUUUAUUGUUGUUUUUGAGAAUUGGGGUCAAUAAGGGGGAUACUUUCCAGGUGAGGGGUAUUGGACCAUAUUCUUCAUGCCAUACUGAGGCAAAACGCAGCAAUAAGGAUGUUCUUAUGUAAACUAUACAAUAUUGCUUCUGCAGAUCCCCUCCUGUUGGUCAUUAACAGGAGAUGUGCCUUCAAAUGGGAGUGCUACACUGCAGUAACAAAUUACUAAAAUGGUGAUUAUAAAAAAAAGGCUUUUUUUACCAAAAGUCUAACUUGCACUGGUUAUAGCCAAGGAUAAUACAGGCGGGUGUUUUGCAAACUUUUGCACAAUUCUGCCAAUGCACCUUAAUCCUGGUCUGCAGGUAUUCCUGUUAUCUUAAUCCUAGGCUGUUUAUAAGAAGAGACUGACAGUAGCCUUGAAUUGUGAAGUCGCUUUGAGAUGUGGCUAAGCAGUGACUGCUGAACAAACUUUCACUUUUGACCUAAUCAGCAUUUGAUCUCAGAUCUCCUGACUUGGAAAGGCUGCUAUACACUGACUUUGACUGUCUGUCAAUACAAUCAACAUUUUACUGAAGCAGAAUUAUAAAUCGAUAGAGCAAGGAUUUUACCUUUUUUUUUUUUUUUAAUAGAGAGAGAGGUUAAAGAAAAGACAUUAAUCUCCCCUUCAUGUCUGUGCCCAUGAUACUUAGAAGGGAGUUCAGUCUUGGCUGCAUGUCCAUCCCCAGCUUUGUUAUAGAGGGUCCUCCCCAAGGGUUCCUGUGAGGAGGCUAGGAGCAUCAGUUGGACUCCUGGAUAUUCUGUCCUAAACCCACAAAGGAAGCUGCAUAAAUUAAUACAGCCUGAGUUUGUGCAAGCUCAGCAUCUUAGGCAUUGUAGGCUGUAUUUGCUCCAUUAUCCACUUUUGGUGGACAGGGGAGGGGAGGUUGCUGCAGCUAGGGGAACUCCCAAAAGCAAAUCUCCUCCAAGAUCAGGAGAGAGACCUCAUUUACCUCCUCCAGUUCUGAGAGGAGCACAGAUAUUGGAGAAUCUUUGGGAUAAGGAAAAACCACCAUUGUCGUCUAUAGAGGGGUAAACCACAUAACCUUAAGAGGGGUUCAAAGAACUCAAAAUAGAGACGAAACUUGGGUCUCUCCCCCCAACGUGGUUAUUCCUGUGUAGGAGACAAUAAGGACCAUGGAAGGUUUAAAAUAAAAACAUUUAAUGAACUCUAAAUUGAUGAAGGCACAAGAGGGUAUUAAUUUUUACACAAAAUAAUAUGGGAGAAGAAAAGGUAAAAGAUCAGGAGAGUAGACAGCGAAUGAAAGAGAAGGAUCCUUCUGCGCUCUGUCCCCUUUCCUUUAUAUUUUCCUGUAUUUUUUCAAGUGCAGCUCAUAUCUGAAAAGUAACUGUGAAAAAUGACAUGUUUCCCUGUUUGUGUGUCUGACUCCCAGAUCAAAUAUGAUUAAGUUACAGUUAAAAUAAUGUGGGUUUUUGUUUGUUUUGUUUUUUUUCUGAAUACCAGCUCUCAUUUUUUCAGGCUAGAAUUUGAAAGUCAACUUGUAUUAUUUUCUCAGGUCCUCAGUGAUAUAGGUACAACUUCUUCAGUGGAUUGGAACGGGUGUAACUAAGUGGAAUUUAGUAAAAAGUUUGUCAACGCACAAGAAAUAAUAGAAUCCAGCUCUCUCUCUCUCAGCCAUGUUGGCUCUGCAAAACCAACAGGAAUAAAAAGUAGUAGUAGUAUUCAUUAUCUGUAUUGCCAAAGUGCCUAGGAGCCCUAGUCAAGGACCAGGACCCCAUUGUGCUAGGUGCUAUACAAUCACAAAACUAAAAGAUAGUCUGUACCCCAAAGAACUUAAAAUCUCAGUAAGACAAAAGACAACAGAUUGAUAUAGACAGGGGAAUACAAGAAAAUGAUGAGAACAGAUAAGAAACAUCUGUCUGAGUGACAGGAGAAUGAGGAGAAUUGGAGGAGGAGGAGAAGAAAGGGAAAGUAAACCAAGGGGAUGGAGAAGGCCACGUAUGUCAACUUUUUCUUGAAAGAACUUAACUGUAGCAUCUAACAUAAUUACAAUAAAGUCAGCAGAUAUGGCUGUGAUGCUCACAGGGAAUAGAUCAGUUGAGUAAGAAGGUCCUCCUUUUAAGUGCUUUGGAGGCAAUUGGUAAAGAAAAGCAAUACUGAUGCUGUCCAAGAAAUAUGUCCAGUUUGCAAGAUGGCAGUUCUGGCCAGCAUGAAGCCUCUGUGUACGUCUUGAAUAAGUGUGGGCUAUAUUUUUAUUUUUGAACUCUACUUCAAAGUUGUAUUGAAUUUUUGAAAUGCCAUAAUUCUGUUUUCCACUGCCCUCUACCUGAAGAUUGAGUCCAGGAUCUGGCCCCCUUAAUCUUUUUGUGUGUUAACGUCUUCCCGGAAAUACAACCUGUAAAUUAAAAACCUGUUCUAGCUAUAUAUUGCUGGCGGCGUAGACUAUUUUAAACCUUUGAUACCAUGUUAUUGCCAUCUGGAAAUUCAUUAUCAACAUGCUUACUGCAUUUGUUCCAAAAAAUCUAAUCCCUCUGUUUGAAGGUGUUAAGACUUAUUACUAUGUCUUUCAGCAUUGCCUGCCAUGGAACAUAAACAAUUAAGAAGGCACAAUCUUGCUCCCAUUAAAGUCAAAGGUAAAACUCCCAUUGAUCUCAGCUGGAGUAGGUUCAGGGCCUAUGUGACUAAAGUGCAUGUUGUAUAAAUGCAGGGGUUUUUUGUACAUGUACUGAAUAGUUCUAUAUCUCUAGUCUGCUAAGUUCUAAUAUUUUAGAUGUAGGGAUGAUUUAUGGCAAAGAAAAUUUAACCAAGUAUAAUUGUGUGUAUUAUGCUGAUAUUCAUGAUUAGAUUAUUAACUGUUCUACCUUGGUAUAUCAUGCUCUUUCCAGCACUAAGCAGAACUGAAGACAAAAAAAAACACAGGAAUUCACGGCAAGUGGCUCUGUAACAAAACUAGUGAUGACUACACAGGACUAGAGGUGGGAAAUGGGCUUUUAAAAUGACAUCCAUUAUGACUACAAGCUUUUAUCUCUUGCAGAAAUUUUGUAACUGUUUUCAUGAAUCUAUUGUUGAUGACAAGCUGUGGUGGAGGAUUCUACGGCACAAUUAGAAAUACUGCUGUUUCACUGCAAAAAAUUUUAUACCUACUUAAUGACAGGUUUCAGAAUAGCAGCCGUGUUAGUCUGUAUUCGCAAAAAGAAAAGGAGUACUUGUGGCACCUUAGAGACUAACAUUUAUUUGAGCAUAAGCUUUCGUGAACUACAGCUCACUUCAUCGAAUGCAUUCACGAAAGCUUAUGCUCAAAUAAAUUUGUUAGUCUCUAAGGUGGCACAAGUACUCCUUUUCUUUAUACCUACUUAAGUUAGUAUCCAGACUCUGGCCAGGGGGUGUAUUUCAGGGAGCUGAACCUGGUGCACUGGAAAAUGAACUUCAUUAGAGGAAUAAUCAACUUAAACUAAAAACAAACAAACAAACAAAAAACCCACUUCCAUCUGAAAUUUUUUUCCUACAGUUAUUACCAAUAAUUGAAAGAGCCUGGAGCAGAAAGUACAACUCUUCUGAUCUUUCAUUUGACAGCCUUCUGUCUACAUUCAGUUUCACAGUUUCCUCUGUGUAGUCAGACCACAAUCUUGCAAACAUUUAAGCACGUGCCUGUCUUUGAACUACUUAUAUGAGUGAAGUUAGGCACAUGAAGUAUUUGCGUGAUUGGGCCCUUAGUCAUUUCUCCAUGUUUUUCUUUCAUCCGUUGUGUACAAGAAUUGCACAAACAUGUUUUAAACUUCAUGAAGUGUUUGUAAAAUCACAAAAAUUGGCAGGGGAACUAAAAAGUAGGUGUAAUACCUGAAACUAUUUUUAAUUCCCAAUGGGAUCCUGAUUGGACUCUCUGGGUGCCACAGUAGUAUAAAUACUUAGUUCCAUUAUUAUUAAUAUUAUUAUAUGCUGUUUUCCUGCUCUCCCUGGUUACUGCACAGACAUUCCCAGGUAAGAAAUCUGCCUCAAUAUGUGAUCCUAUUGGUACUUCAAUUGUGAUUUCAAAGCUGUAAGAAAUGUAACUUCGAGGCAGGUGGGAAGCUUGAAUUACAGCAAGGCUAGAAAUGUUUUCAGAUUCUAUUUCCAUUCCUAUUGAAAAAAAUACUCAAUUAUUCAAGGGUUUUUGUACCGUGCCUAGUAAGAUUCUUACUUAGAUAUAAGUGGUCAAAAUAGUUUGUGUUAACUUAAAAAAAAAAAAAAGUCUGAAAGGGAAGGAAAUAUGUGCACAGUUUAUUCAGUAAGUUUGAGAUAAUGCGUCAAAUGUAUCUCUUGGUGCCUAAAGUUAGGCACCAUCUCCAUAUUUAGCCACCUGAGUGGCCUUAUUUUUUUCAGAAAUGUUGAGCCUUUGCUGCUCCCAUUAAAAAUCUGGCCAUUGUUAUGGACGUGCCUAUAUUUGGAGAUGGAUAUCUAACUUCAGGCACCCAAAAUGAAACUUUUAGCCAGUAUUGCUUCAAAUUUUUGUUUCACUUUCACGAUGUGAUUCAUUCCGUAAUGCUGAGUUUGGCAAAGCUUUGCCUGAGCACUGUUUAAUAUAUUAUAUCACAAGACUCCAGCCUUCUAGUGCCCUUUGAGUGUUUUAUACUGGUAGGGCAAAUAUAUGAUUGUCAGACUUGUGCUAGAGUAUUGAAUAAGAUCCAUUUUGUUUGUUUAUAAAUCUGAGAGUAGUAUUGUAUUCAGUACAAUAUCAUCAGUGUACAUAACACUGAUAUGUCAGGGACAGGCCAAUGUGUACAUCAGAUCCAAUGUAGCAGUGUAAAAUCUCUAUAUAGUUUUAUCUUUCAUACAAUCUUAAAAUAACUAUCAACCAGCAGUCAUAUCAUGCUCAGACCCCAUAAAUUACUUAUGUGGCAGACAGACUCAUCUGAGUGUCAGACCUUUCUACCUUCCACUAAUUGAUCUACUUUUUUUUUUUUUAAACUGUAGAAUAGAAAACAUUUUCUGGACUUUUAUGCUCCAGUUCUUGAUAGAUCUCCUACAUAUAAACUAGGAUACAUUAUGAGAGAAGGUACAGUUUCACUUCCAGCAAACCAUGGCUUUAGGGUCCUAAAAUAUCUGAUCACCCAGUGGUUUAGAGUUGUUUGAUAGCUUAAAAAACAAACUGAAAACGUGCAUGUUUUCUACCUGUUUGCCUUUUAAACAUUUAGCUCACAUUGUGAUCCUAGGGAUAAGUAACUAUCUGCAUCUCCAAAUGAUGAAUAGUGAACAUGCACUUCUGUUUCUAAAAUUGCUGUACAGUUGCUUAGUCCUACAAGCCUUCUCCAUUUAUGUAUAAAAUGGAAAAUAAACCCUGUAUGUAACUGAAA
Molecule: messenger RNA, 12501 nt
Organism: Chelonia mydas (Green sea turtle)
Lineage: Eukaryota; Metazoa; Chordata; Testudines; Cheloniidae
Product: protein SPO16 homolog
Exons: 18
Coding region: 220-5250 (1676 amino acids)
Biological process (GO): reciprocal meiotic recombination; synaptonemal complex assembly
Cellular component (GO): chromosome
Molecular function (GO): protein binding
Source: RefSeq, a predicted model, not a curated record